AUGCCGACGUACAGACGAAGAGCAGCGAGGAGGCGGUAUCAUUGGCCAGAGGUGCAAUUGAAUAUCUGGCUCAUCACGGUGCUAGCAGGCUCGGGGACUUGUCUUGGUAUCUUUGCAUGGUUUAUGGCAGUUCAAUCGCAACUACAUUUGGGUACACCAUGGCUUUUCCCAUUCAUGACCGUUACUGGGGCUCUCGGUGUCGUAUUCGUUCUUGCCAUCCUUAUCCUUGCCGCACAGCGAUUCCUCCUACCGGGGAUUAUAAUAAUCGGCAGUUUUGUGCUUUUUGCGUUAUGGCUGACGGGCCUGAUUGAAACGGGUCUGCAGCUAUACGGUGUUCAGGCAAAUGUCUACUCGACAUGUCAAGAUUAUGUGGCGGAUAUGCCGUAUUCAGGAAAUACAGUUGAAGCUCUGGCUUGGUUGACGCAGAGUAAUAUAUGUAACUGCUGGAAAGCCGCUUUUGCCUUCGAGCUUAUAAACACUAUUUUUUAUUUCUGGAUGAUGAUCAUGUCCUGGCAAGUGCACCGCGAUGCCAACUGA
Talaromyces atroroseus is the source of this 537-nucleotide messenger RNA. RefSeq lists its product as hypothetical. The record is from RefSeq and is a predicted model, not a curated record. Bases 1 to 537 code for a protein of 178 amino acids. The transcript has 3 exons. NCBI's taxonomy places the organism in Eukaryota, Fungi, Ascomycota, Eurotiomycetes, Eurotiales, Trichocomaceae.